Hypanus sabinus (Atlantic stingray) is the source of this 2111-nucleotide messenger RNA. It is a transcript of the gene prr14, whose product is annotated as proline rich 14. Bases 182 to 1966 code for a protein of 594 amino acids. The transcript has 10 exons. The record is from RefSeq and is a predicted model, not a curated record. Lineage: Eukaryota; Metazoa; Chordata; Chondrichthyes; Myliobatiformes; Dasyatidae.
GCCAAUGGGAAGAAUACGGUCUACCGGGUAACAGUCAUUGCGGUGCGAAGGGCGGGACGACGGGUCAAAGGGGAGAGGAGGUCGGAUGUGGUUCCAGGCCGCUGGAGGCCUGCCCAGUAUGCCAGGAACGGAGGUUGCCACUACAAGUGCCUGAACUCACCUACAGCCACUCGUCAGAAGGAUGGAGGGGGAGCCAGGAUCUGACUUGAGUCAGCACAUCACCCUCCGACGUCCCCGAAUCCACAGGGGCACUGGAAAACUGGAACGCUCCAAGAGGAGGUGUUGCAGACCCUACAGCCCAGGCCAUGCUUCCUCUCAGGCAUUGGUGGACUCGCAGCAGUGGCCGCCCACCCCUUUUCCCACUGUCUGCGCCCGCCUGCGACCCUCGCCCUCCAGUUCCUCGUCCCAUCGGCCCCUCAUCACAACCUCUCCCCUGGAGCGACGUGCUGGUCGUGUCCUCUCCAUCAUGCUGCAAGACUGUCGGAGCCGCAGUGAGGAGGCAGCAACCGCUGAGACACCCACCCGGACCUUUGGCUGGAAGGGGUCCUGCCACAACUCCAGAAACAACGUAGGGUCAUCACCUUCCAACGGGAGGCUCACCACACUCCUGGAGACCCCUACUCAGCACCUCCGCCCAGGCUCCAAGGCAGAUACCCCACCGGUCACCCCGAGGGAGAGUCCUCACCACAGUCGCUCAGGUGCUACACAGCCCUGGACACCCUUGGAAUCCCCAGAGCAGCCCUCAGAAGCCCCCGGCUCCCCUCUGCCCCCACCCUGCAGCCGCUGGGAGCUCUCCCCCAUCCUCAGCACUGUCCGCUCCAAGCUGGAGGGCUUCGCCGAGAUCUUCCUCUCGCCCCUUCGCAGCCACUUGCCCUGGCGCGGGGGCUCCACGGCGGCAACAGCUCCCUCCGAGGCCGAGCCGCCUCCACCCACACCUGCACCCCCUCCCCCUCCUCCUCCGCCAAGGAGAGAGGAAAGACCUGCCACCCGCCUCUGCCGCAGUCUGUCCUGCCCCGAGAUCCCAGCCUCUCCCUCCCCCUCCUGCUGGCCCCACCACCCCAUCCUCCCAGCCCCACCCUUGCCCCCCUCUGCCAACCCCCGGCACAGGCGCCACACUCUGGGGGGUGCGGACCCCAGCCGGGAGCUGACGGCCCCUCCGGCCCUUCUCUGCCUGCGCAAGGAGGUGUUCCCCAGUUCGUGGGGUACAGCAGGAGCCGGGAACGGAGGCGGCCGGCCCGAGAGGAGGGUCUUGACUCCUGCACAUACGGCCAGCAGAGAGCAAACGGAGGAGGCGGACGUAUGGAGGGACCCUGUCCUGGAGUACAGCCCGGCCUGUCCAGGCCAGUCCAGUAACCGGGAGCUGCCUCCACAGUCCAAGAGUUCACCAGCACGGGCAUCUGAGACCCAGGAGCAGGUGUCCGUGCAGGAGCCUGGCUGCACUCCUAGGAAACGCAAGCUGGACACAGUCCUGCCCGAACCCCGUGAGGCAGAGACCCCCGAGCACAGUACCGAGACCUCAGAAAUCAAUGGACAGACUCGUGUGGGAAAGGUGUCGAGGUUCCGCAUCAGGAAGGCACCGGUGAGGACGCAGACAAACCUGACGCCUAUGGGACUUCCAAAACCAGCAAGGUUAAAUAAGAAGGAGUUCAGCCUGGAGGAGAUUUACACAAACAAGAACUACAAAGCUCCCACUGAGAAGCGCCCAUUUGAGACCAUCUUUGAGGAGCCGGUGGAGCGGAACGGGCUGCUGGUGCUGACCAGCCAGCGGCGGCUGAAGCGGACGGUGCAAUUCCAGGACGGCAGCCUCCCCCGCAAGCGACGGCUGCGGCAGAAACUGCGCUUGGUGCAAGGGGGUGGCCCGGGGCUGCGUGGAGACCGCUCUAGGUUGGAGGCGCCUGAGUUGGAGCGGCUGCUCAGGCAGCGGUUGUCCGAGCUUGACGCCUUCUUCGCCGGGGAGGAGGGAUAGGGUCCCCCAGCCCUCACUCCCUCCAUCCCCCACCUCCCUAUAUUGCCUCCCUCCAUCCUCCCUCUCUCCUGACCACCCCCCCCCCCCCCCCACAGCACUGUACAGCCUCGUUUUUACCGGAUAAUAUAUAUUUUUACUAACUCGU